ACAGUAUCAAUAGGCGGCGUAGUUCACGCUAGCGAGCUCGUCAUUCUCACCACCCACCUCCUCACUAAGGCAUCCUAGCACCACCGGCAUCCAGGCGCAGCUGUUCUUACCCCAAAAAGAGCUGAGGAUCGGUAACUCCCUACCAAGAUCAACAAACUGCUCAGCCACCGAUGGCUUGGCAGCCUCCGCCUGGAUAUCCGCCAUACCCAGGUCAACCUGCCCCUCCAUUUUUCCCUCCCGCACCAUCGCCGUACCCUCAGAAUCCGUAUUACCCGCUCCUAUUUCCCCCUCCGCCAGGCUUCCCCGAAUACCCUCCCUAUCCAAUGCAGAACUACGGACCGCCUGGAGGACCGCCCGGCGGACCGCCUCAGGCGCUCCGCCGCCGCCGGCUGGGUCCUCCUCAGGGCUAUCCUCCACCGGGCGGAUAUCCAGGAUAUGGCGCCCCUCAGCAACCGGUGCACGCGGGACCUCCCGUUCCUCCGUCGCCCGGGUACAUUCCCGGACAACGAGGGCACACCGACAUGAACGGGCAGGCGGUGAAACUGCGCGACUCGAUGAAAGGGUUCGGCACGAACGAGGCCAAGCUGAUUGCUGCCUUGGCGCAAGUCCACAAUCCGCUCGACAUGGCGCAGCUCCGGUUCCAGUACGACGAUCGCUUCCGCCGCGACCUAAUCAAAGACAUUAAGAGCGAGACCGGCGGUGACUUCGAGGAGGCCCUCUGCGCCGUCGUUCGCGGUCCGCUAGGCCAAGACGUCUACGCUCUCAACCGAUCGCUCGCCGGCGUGGGGACCAAGGAAGACUUGCUCAACGACGUGCUUCUGGGACGCAGCAACGCCGAUCUGAAAGCCAUCAUGGGCGAAUACCAGAAGAUGUACCGUAAGGACCUCGGCGCUGAAGUGCGCGGCGACCUCUCGAUGAAGACCGCGAAACUGUUCGAAUACGUCAUGGCGGCCAACCGCGCCGAGGAAUCUGCCCCCGUCAUCCCCCAGCAGACCGACGCGGACGUCGACCGCCUGCAGCAGGCGACCGAGGGCACCAAGUUCGGCACCAACCAGGAUGUGGUUGUACAGGUCCUGGCGCAGCGGAGCAACGGGCAGAUCCGCGCGAUCGCCCAGGCGUACCAGAGCAAGUACCGGCGCUCGCUCGACGAGGUCCUCAAGAAGGAGUUCAGCGGGCACAUGGAGGAUGCGUUGCGGUUAAUGCUAGGGCGCGCGGUGGACCCGGUCAAGACGGAUGCGGACCAGUUGGAGGCCUCGAUGAAGGGGUUGGGGACAAAGGACGAGCUGCUCAUCCAUCGCGUGGUGCAGAUCCAUUGGGAUCGCAAUCGAAUGCAGCAGGUCAGGAAUGCGUACCGGCAGUUCUACAAGAAGGACCUGGUGAAGCGGAUCGAGGGGGAGACACGGGGCGACUACGAGAAGCUGCUGGUCGCGUUGGUGGUGUGAUACCGUUCCGUACCUGUUAUGUCUGUUUCUUAAGCCUCUCGGACUCCAUGAUGUUUUAUAGCUCGCUUUCGGCGAUUAAGGUCUUCACGAAGGAUAUGGGACGGGGAUGGAAAUGAUUAUUGAGCA
Molecule: messenger RNA, 1568 nt
Organism: Eremomyces bilateralis CBS 781.70
Lineage: Eukaryota; Fungi; Ascomycota; Dothideomycetes; Eremomycetales; Eremomycetaceae
Product: Annexin
Exons: 4
Coding region: 171-1442 (423 amino acids)
Cellular component (GO): cytoplasm
Molecular function (GO): calcium-dependent phospholipid binding; calcium ion binding
Source: RefSeq, a predicted model, not a curated record